Molecule: messenger RNA, 1825 nt
Organism: Hibiscus syriacus
Lineage: Eukaryota; Viridiplantae; Streptophyta; Magnoliopsida; Malvales; Malvaceae
Product: AT-hook motif nuclear-localized protein 22-like
Exons: 1
Coding region: 377-1252 (291 amino acids)
Biological process (GO): vegetative to reproductive phase transition of meristem
Cellular component (GO): nucleus
Molecular function (GO): DNA-binding transcription factor activity; minor groove of adenine-thymine-rich DNA binding
Source: RefSeq, a predicted model, not a curated record
UCUAAACCCAUAAACCACCUCUCUCUCCCCCCCCCCCCCUCUACCAUUGUUGUUUCUCUUCCAAACCCUUAACCAAAACUUAUCUAAUUACAAGACAAGCAGACCACUUCCAUGAACUACCUAUGUCUAACAAAGAAGAUAGAUGGCUUGAUUCAACUUAAAUUUUGGUGGUCGAUGCUUCAAAGCUCUUCUCUUUCCCUUUUUUGGUGAUACCUCUAACUAUUCAGCAGAGUAAACCCCAAAGCUCUAAACCUGCACAGGAACAAAAAUAGAAACCAUAUACUCUUUUUUCUUUCUUUUGAUCCAUCGAAAUUCAGCUGGUUCUUGUACGUGUUAACUAAUUGUUGAUGAUCGGGUUUGAACUUUGAAGGGAAGAAUGGAUCCGAUAACAGCUCAUGGCCGCCAUCUUCCUUCUUUCCUCGCUAGAGAUCUUCAUCUAAACCCGCACCAUCAAUUCCAUCAUCACCACCAACAGCAACAGAAUUCCGAAGACGUACAAAACCGUGGCCAGAAACGAGAUCGAGAAGAAGAAACAGCCACUGCCACGACAGACACGGGUGGAGACAAGGAGUUGGCCGUAUCCGAAGGCGAAAAUACGAGAAGACAACGAGGCAGGCCCGCCGGUUCCAAGAACAAGCCUCAGCCACCGAUAAUCAUAACCCGAGAUAGCGCCAAUGCUCUCUGGUCUCACGUCAUGGAAAUCGCCACCGGCUGUGAUAUUAUGGAGAGCGUUUCGACUUUCGCCAGGCGAAAACAAAGAGGGAUUUGCAUUUUGAGUGGGAGUGGAACGGUAACGAAUGUAACCUUGAGGCAACCUGGAGCUCCAGAUGCAGUAGUGAAUUUAAAUGGAAGAUUCGAAAUUUUAUCACUUUCUGGUUCGUUUUUACCUCCUCCGGCACCAGCGGCUGCGUCGGGAUUGGCCAUAUAUUUAGCCGGUGGUCAAGGUCAAGUAGUCGGAGGGACGGCGGUGGGUCCACUUGUUGCUUCGGGUCCGGUGGUGAUUAUGGCAGCUUCUUUUGGUAAUGCGGCGUAUGAAAGGCUUCCAUUGGAGGAAGAUGAACAACCAGUGGAGCCUCCAAUUCCUGGAAGUGGAACCUUAGGGUCACCGGGAAACAUGGCUGCUCAACAACAACAACCGCAACUAUUGCAAGAUCCCAAUGGAUCUUUUCCUCAAGGAUUGCCACCAAAUCUUUUAAAUUCAGUCCAAAUUCCAGCUGAGGCCUACUGGGGCACAGGUCACCCCCCUUAUUAACAAAAAAACACAUAAAAUUUCGUGUUUUUCUUUCCUUCCUCUUUGUUUGUUUUUGGUCACCCUUUUAUUCCUUUUUAUAAAAUAGUUGAUGUUUAAGUAUUAAAGAAGUUGAUCACCACGGCUUUAAUUUGAAGUACUUUGAAGAAGAAUGUACAAAUUUCCUGGAAUAUAUCUUCCCUGCAGGUGUGGGUUUUCUUCCCAGUUGAAUUUUUAUAAAAAGUAGUAGCCAUUUCUCAGAAAUUUGUUUUAAAAAUCAUAACUUUGGAAGGAAGGCAAAGGAGAUGGGAGGUUACGGGCUUAGGAUUUUACUGUCUUUUGUGUAUCUUCUUGCUUUGAUAAAAUGGUAGGUUUCAUUAUGGAAUCAGCUUGUCCGGUUACACGUGCGCUGCUCUGUAUGAUAAAGAAGGAAGCUCCUUUUCGAGGCAACCAUUUCCUUGUAUAAUUCCCAUGUAGAAAAGCCAAGCCAACAACACGAGUAAACAAGCAUGCACGACAAAUCCAUGUAGUCUGCUCCUCAUGCGUUAAAGUUUCAUCUUUCUCGAUAAAAACUGUCAAUGCCACUGUACAUGUAAA